GAGGCGGCUCCGCAUGCGCGGUAGGGUCGCGUGAGGCGCACGCUGAAGCAGCUCGGCGGCUGGUGUGGGUGUCUCGGGUCGGAUUGCUCCGAUUGAAGAGUGCGGCGUGGACCUUCGUGCGGGACUCUCACGUAUCUCAGAAUGCCUGGUCUAAGUUGUAGAUUUUAUCAACACAAAUUUCCUGAGGUGGAAGAUGUAGUGAUGGUGAAUGUCAGGUCCAUUGCUGAAAUGGGGGCUUAUGUCAGCUUGCUGGAAUACAACAACAUUGAAGGCAUGAUUCUUCUUAGUGAAUUAUCCAGAAGACGUAUCCGUUCUAUAAAUAAACUCAUCCGAAUUGGUAGGAAUGAAUGUGUAGUUGUUAUUAGAGUGGACAAAGAAAAAGGAUAUAUUGAUUUGUCAAAAAGAAGAGUCUCUCCAGAAGAAGCAAUCAAAUGUGAAGACAAAUUCACAAAAUCUAAAACUGUAUAUAGCAUACUUCGCCAUGUUGCUGAGGUUUUAGAAUACACCAAGGAUGAGCAGCUGGAAAGCCUGUUUCAGAGGACUGCCUGGGUCUUUGAUGACAAGUACAAGAGGCCUGGAUAUGGUGCCUAUGAUGCAUUUAAGCAUGCAGUCUCAGAUCCGUCCAUUUUGGAUAGCUUAGAUUUGAAUGAAGAUGAACGUGAAGUACUCAUUAACAAUAUUAAUAGGCGUUUGACCCCACAGGCUGUCAAAAUUCGAGCAGAUAUUGAAGUGGCUUGCUAUGGUUAUGAAGGCAUUGAUGCUGUAAAAGAAGCCCUGAGAGCAGGCUUGAAUUGUUCUACGGAAACUAUGCCCAUUAAGAUUAAUCUAAUAGCUCCUCCAAGGUAUGUAAUGACUACAACAACUCUGGAGAGAACAGAAGGCCUUUCUGUCCUCAAUCAAGCUAUGGCUGUUAUCAAAGAAAAGAUUGAGGAGAAGCGAGGAGUGUUCAAUGUUCAAAUGGAGCCCAAAGUGGUCACAGAUACAGAUGAGACUGAACUUGCAAGGCAGCUGGAACGACUGGAGAGAGAAAAUGCAGAAGUGGAUGGAGAUGAUGAUGCAGAAGAAAUGGAAGCCAAAGCUGAAGAUUAACUUUGUGGGAAGCAAAGUCCAAUUUAAGGAACACGAAGCAGCCCCUCCUAGCUGCAAACUCUAGACUUGAAAGUUUUCCAGUAUUGAAAACUUCAAAGCUGAAUAUUUCUUUUUUCCAAGUAUUUAAAUGUUCCAACAGACCAGAACAUCAAAUGCCCUCCUAAAUGUCAGCUGUUUUCAUACAGUAGCUCCGUCACACUAAGUAUGUUUUAAGCACAUGGCUUAAUUUGACUAGAGACAAAUAGUUAAGCUUAAAACAGUCCUGAAAUUAGGCUUGUGAUUUCUAUCAAUUUUAUAUGUCUCAAAAUUGGCACUCUUUGUAGGUCGGUGCCUCUAUGAGAUUUACCAGGGCACCCAAAACAGCAAUCCCAAACUUUCUAUAUAGAAUGUAUUCCAGCAAACGUCAAAUAAAUUUCUGGAAUAUUUAACAAUAGGCUUCUUCCUUUGUGUCACCACUUAAAAGCUUUCCUAAUGCUAUGACUAAUUCUGUUGUCUUUGUAGUUAGGUGUACAAACCAGAAUAGGUGGCCGAAGGACAUUAUACAACAAAGCCUUGCAAAGGAGAUCUUAGAAAACAUAAUUUUACUUUAUCCACAGUGAUACUGACCCUUUAAGAAAAAGUUGUAAGCUGCAAUUAAAGAAUUACAUUGUUACGUG
Dipodomys spectabilis (banner-tailed kangaroo rat) is the source of this 1745-nucleotide messenger RNA. It is a transcript of the gene Eif2s1, whose product is annotated as eukaryotic translation initiation factor 2 subunit alpha. Gene Ontology annotation, cellular component: eukaryotic 48S preinitiation complex; eukaryotic translation initiation factor 2 complex; eukaryotic translation initiation factor 2B complex. Bases 142 to 1089 code for a protein of 315 amino acids. The record is from RefSeq and is a predicted model, not a curated record. The transcript has 8 exons. Gene Ontology annotation, molecular function: ribosome binding; RNA binding; translation initiation factor activity. NCBI's taxonomy places the organism in Eukaryota, Metazoa, Chordata, Mammalia, Rodentia, Heteromyidae.